This is a messenger RNA of Colius striatus (speckled mousebird), 876 nucleotides long. RefSeq names its product proline-rich protein 2-like. Lineage: Eukaryota; Metazoa; Chordata; Aves; Coliiformes; Coliidae. The transcript has 2 exons. The coding region runs from base 1 to 876 and encodes 291 amino acids. The record is from RefSeq and is a predicted model, not a curated record.
AUGCACGGAGCAUCCCCCGGGGCCGCGGCUGCCGGCAGCUCCUGGGUCGCUCCUCCAGCUCCUCCCGCCCCCGCCACGGCCCCGGCCCCGGUCUCGCGGCGCCUCCUGCAGGCCAGAGCGGCCCCGGCCCGGCGGCUGCGAGGAACCGGCGCUGCUGAGCCCGGGCCCGAGGGGUGCAGCUCCGGGAGGGGCCCCGCGACCCUGGAGCGGGUGUCGGUCGAUCCCGGAGCCGAGCAGCUGGAGGAUGCUCCGGGCCCGCCACAGCAGCCCCGGCGGCUCCUGCCCCUCGCGGGGGAGUCUCACUGCCCCACGCAGGAGCCGCAGCCCCGGCCUCUCGCCGCCCCACGCGGGAGCUUCAGCCCCGGCCUCUCGCCGCCCCACGCAGGAGCCGCAGCCCCGGCCUCUCGCCGCCCCACGCGGGAGCUUCAGCCCCGGCCUCUCGCCGCCCCACGCAGGAGCCGCAGCCCCGGCCUCCCGCUGCCCCACGCGGGAGCCGCAGCCCCAGCCUCCCGCUGCCCCACGCAGGAGCCGCAGCCCCGGCCUCCUGCUGCCCCACGCAGGAGCCGCAGCCCCUACUCCCGCUGCCCCACGCAGGAGCCGCAGCCCCGGCCUCUCGCCGCCCCACGCAGGAGCCGCAGCCCCAGCCUCCCGCUGCCCCACGCAGGAGCCGCAGCCCCGGCCUCCUGCUGCCCCACGCAGGAGCCGCAGCCCCGGCCUCUCGCUGCUCCACGCAGGAGCCGCAGCCCCGGCCUCUCGCCGCCCCACGCAGGAGCCGCAGCCCCGGCCUCUCGCCGCCCCACGCAGGAGCCGCAGCCCCGGCCUCCGCUGCCCCUGUGCGUGCGGGGACGGGACCGCAGCGUCUCGGGGCACCGGUAG